This is a messenger RNA of Morus notabilis, 1980 nucleotides long. RefSeq names its product low-temperature-induced 78 kDa protein. The transcript has 5 exons. Bases 90 to 1733 code for a protein of 547 amino acids. The record is from RefSeq and is a predicted model, not a curated record. Gene Ontology annotation, biological process: response to abscisic acid; response to stress. Lineage: Eukaryota; Viridiplantae; Streptophyta; Magnoliopsida; Rosales; Moraceae.
AUUCUGCAUACUAAAUUAGCAUAGCGAUCAACGCAGUUGUCCUGUUCUUUCUUUGGAGUUGUGAUUUUUUUUUUUUUAGCUUAAUUAAUAUGGCGUCACAAAUGGUACAUCCUCAUGGGCAUGGUCAUGACCAAGCGGUUGAAGGUGAAGACGAGCACCACCAUGAGAAGAAGUCGGUUUUGAACAUGGUAAAGGCAAAGGCCAGGAAGAUAAAGGACACAAUGACAAAGCAUGGCCAUGGACACGACCAUGAUCAUGAUCAUAUCCCUGAUGAUCAUGAUCUGGAUGAGGAAGAUGAUGGGGACGAUGAAACGGUGGAAGGCCAAAAAGUCCAUGGUGCACCAAUAGCACUUUAUGAGUCUACAGCAGUGAUAAGUGGUCCUGCCACUCCAGUGAGCACGCCGCCUGUGCCGUCUUUCUCGCAUGGGAUUUCCGAGACCAAGGAGACUGAUCCUAGUAAAACUUUUGUUCCCGGGACAGAAUCAAAGGUCAAUUUGGAAAGACCAAAAGGGGGAUUAGUGGAAGAUCCUCAUGCAGCAAAGGAUACUCCUAGUUACACUCCUCCAAAUUAUCAGACUAAAGUCACAGAUCCAACAGGGGCAGGAAAUGAGGAGAUAGGAGUCACCCCAAUUCUAAGUUCGUUUGAUAAGAUGAAUAUACAUGAUGAAUCAGAACCAAAAUCUCAGCGAAAUGUGACAAAUUCAUCCACUGGAAGCCAUGACCAAUUUUCUCCGGAUGAUGCCCAUAAGCCCAUAAUCACACCCCAACACCCCCAAAUACUCCAAGAAAAUAUAGACACCGUCAAACCCGAAACUAAUAGUACUUUGACCGAGAAAAUCUCAUCCGCCACAUAUUCCGUCGCUGACAAAGCAAUAUCGGCAAAAAACGUCGUCGCUUCCAAGCUCGGCUAUGGCAAAAAAGACGAGAUAUCAGGAACUCGUGAUGAAAGUAGUACUGGAGCUGGUCCUGGUUCUGGUAAUUACAAGCCAUCUUCCGCAGCUGAAUACGGGAAGAAAACCGCCACAUAUUCCGUCGCUGACAAAGCAAUAUCUGCAAAAAACGUCGUCGCUUCCAAGCUCGGCUAUGGCAAAAAAGACGAGGUAUCAGGAACUCAUGAUGAAAGUAGUACUGGAACUGGUCCUGGUUCUGGCAAUUACAAGCCAUCUUCCGCAGCUGAAUACGGGAAGAAAACCGCCGCCACGGUGACCGAGAAGCCGACUCCGGCGUACGAGAAGGUGGCAGAGGCAGGGACGACAGCCGUGUCGAAAACGCAAGGCGCAACGACGACAACCAAACCCGAAAACGAAUCUACAAGUAGUGGACAAGGCAGGGGAGCCUCGGUGAGGGACUAUUUUGCGGAGAAGUUGAGGCCGGGAGAAGAAGACCGAGCGCUUUCGGGGGUGAUUUCUGAUGCUCUGCACAAGGGCAAGCAUGAUCAGCCGGAGACGACGAGGCCGGUGGGGAAGGUGACGGAGUCUGAAGAAGUGGCGAGAAAGUUGGGGACUGGAGACGAGAGAGAUGACGAGAAAGAGCAGUCUAGUAAUGUAAACCAAGCUGGGGAGAAGAGUGUCGUUGAUAAGGUUAAAGGAACUGUUGGUUCCUGGCUUGGAUUUGGUGGAGACCAAUCUAAGGACAGUGUUCAACAACAGUCAUCUGGUAAUUCCCAAGGUGAAGUGGCGGAUAACGUGCAGCAGGGGAAGGAGGAACGCAGGCUUCAGGAGUCGAGCAAUUGAAAAGAGAGGGGUUGCGGUUGAUAAUUGCUUAUUUCUUUUGCAAUAAAGUGAUAUAUUUUCUGUUUGUGUUAAUGGUUUGGUUGUGAGGUUCACUCGAGAGUAAAUUUGUUUGUUGACGUUGCUUUGAGUUUUGUUGCGCGUGUAACUAUCUUAUGACUGGAGAGAUUCUGCAUCUCUUCUGCGCAUGUAUAUUAUGUUAUUUAGUUACCUCUUGCCUAAUGUUAAACUUAAACCGCUUGCAUUUGAA